CAUUUCACAGUGUUCAUUCUGCAACAACAGAAACGAAACGACCCUCCGUUUAUUCUUUUCUUUCUCUUAUAAAUGAAAACCACAUCUCUCUGAUUAAUACGCACUCUCGCUCAAAGCAUAAUAAGGUGAGUUUGAAUUUGGUUGGGAGGCUCGAAAUAAUGUCGUCGACGACGCAGAAUCGUCGUUCGUCCUUUACUUCCUCGACAGCGUCGUCUUUGGCAAAAGCGAAACGACUUCCAUCUUCGGUGUCGUUGUGGUCGUCGUCGGGGAAGGCGAAGAGGGUUACUACUCAGAACGUGGCUGUGAAGAGAGCGCCUCUCGCCAACCUCACCAAUCAGAGGAACGCGUCUUCUUCUUCUUCUUCUUCUUUGGUGCAAGGUGGUUCAAUUAAAGUUUCCAAGACCAAGAAAGAGGCUCCUGCAAGAACCAGCAUCACAAAAUCAACAAUUUCUUGGAACAAAUUACCCGAGUUAAAAUCUGUUAACUCAAGCUCAGUUGUUAUUCCAAGGGCUAAUUCUUUACCACGAAGGAAGGAUGCUGCUCCCACAGUUGCCACAUUCGCCGUGCCUGUCCAUAGCAGUAUCGAUGUUUCUCCUAGUAAAAUAGAUGGAAGGUCCGUUUCUAUGGAUGAGACAAUGUCUUGUGAUUCUAUCGAGAGUCCUGAUGAAGUUGAAUAUAUGGAUAACAGGGAUGUUUCAGAUGUUCAUUCAAUUCAGAGAGAGAUAACAAGCAAUUUAAACAUUUCUGAUACCAAAGAGCCAGAAGGAGACGUAUGUAGUAGGGAAAUAAUUGUUGAGUUGGAAGAAAGAGUGGACAAGAUUGUCAAUAUUGACAAUAUUUACUCCGAUACGCAGCUUUGUGCAACCUAUGUUUGUGACAUCUACAAGCACCUACGUGAAUCUGAGGAAAAGAAAAGGGCUUCCCCUGACUUCAUGGACAGAAUUCAGAAGGACAUAAAUGUUGGCAUGCGUGCUAUAUUGGUUGACUGGCUUGUUGAGGUGGCUGAGGAGUAUCGUCUUGUACCUGAAACAUUGUAUUUGACAGUGAACUACUUAGAUCGGUAUCUUUCAGGGAAUGCUAUGAAUAGGCAAAGGUUACAACUACUUGGUGUUUCAUGCAUGAUGAUUGCCUCUAAAUAUGAGGAGAUUUGUGCUCCUCAGGUGGAAGAAUUUUGUUAUAUAACCGACAAUACUUACUUAAAAGAAGAGGUUUUGCAAAUGGAAUCUGCUGUCUUGAAUUAUCUUAAGUUCGAAAUGACAGCUCCAACAGUUAAAUGUUUCUUAAGACGAUUUGUUCGUGCAGCUGCUCAUGAUGUCCAGGAGAUCCCUUCACUUCAACUGGAGUACCUAACCAACUUUAUUGCCGAAUUAUCUCUCUUGGAGUACAGUAUGUUGAGUUAUCCUCCAUCACUGGUAGCUGCUUCUGUAAUUUUCCUUGCCAGAUUUAUACUUUUCCCUUCAAAGAAACCAUGGAAUUCUACAUUGCAGCAUUACACGCUCUACCGGCCUUCUGACUUGUGUGCAUGUGUAAAAGAUCUCCAUCGUCUUUGUUGCAGCAGCCAUGAUUCUAAUUUACCUGCAAUCAGAGAUAAAUACAGUCAGCAUAAGUACAAAUGUGUAGCCAAGAAGCACAUCCCUCCUUCAAUACCUCGAGAAGUUUUCCAGAUCAACUGAACAAAGGAAUUCAACGACUAUCCAAUAAUUAGGAUGCACAUGCUAAGUUUUGACAAAGCUUCAGUCUCUCAAUGAUGCAAGGACCAUUUCCUGUUAGAAGCAUAGUUGGAACCAGGAAGAGGAGAGGACACAUGUGCUGGUGGAGCUAGUGUGUUCUUCUAUGGUUCGAUGUCUAUGCUCAGUUGCACACCAUGAAGAGCUUGAAAAAAAUGACAUGAUUUCCACUCGGUUCCUUCUUAUUAUUAAAAAGAAUAAAAAACAAACUUAGCAUGUGUUAGUAUAAUUUAGUAAAAAGCCAGAGGAUUGAAGUUGAAUUUUUCUUUCUUUUUUAUUCUAAAAAAUUGAACUUAGGUAUCAAUGGGUUUACAACUAGGGACUUAAAUGAGUUAAGUUAUUAGUAAACUAUUGAGUUCGACUUGUUAAAUAAAUUAAAUAAACAAACUAAAGCUUUGGAUUUGACUCAAUUAUUUAAAUAAGUCAAACUUAAGUUUUACAAACUGAA
Molecule: messenger RNA, 2175 nt
Organism: Glycine soja
Lineage: Eukaryota; Viridiplantae; Streptophyta; Magnoliopsida; Fabales; Fabaceae
Product: cyclin-A1-4-like
Exons: 11
Coding region: 159-1673 (504 amino acids)
Biological process (GO): regulation of cyclin-dependent protein serine/threonine kinase activity; mitotic cell cycle phase transition
Cellular component (GO): cyclin-dependent protein kinase holoenzyme complex; cytoplasm; nucleus
Molecular function (GO): cyclin-dependent protein serine/threonine kinase regulator activity
Source: RefSeq, a predicted model, not a curated record